AUGAUCUAUCAAUGUAGGCAAGCAAUUGAUGGUGAAAUAAAAAAGGGAGGCCCAUUAGAUAAGAAAUCAGGAUAAAAUUAAUAAGCUAUUGGUUCUUUUACCGAAAAUGAGUCUUUCAAUAGACAUUACAAUAAAGAGCUAAAAGUAUCAGAAGAUGAGAUACCAAUUGUCUUGCUGGAGUUAAACGAGAGUGCUCUUGCUUUCAUAACAAGAGAACAGUUUGAAAAAGCACUUUUAUUACUUUAGAAAGCUCAUGGAGUCUUAGAUGUAGUUGACUUAUCGAAUUGCAAAAGAGAUCAAAUGAUUGCUUUAGAAAUUUUCCUAAAUAUGGCUUUGUGCUAUCAAAAGCUAGGACAACUCGAAGAAUGUUCACUUUGUCUUGAAACUUGCAUAGAGCAUCUCAGUGCAGGAGAUUAUCUCUAGCAAUUAAAGAAUCAAUCGCUUGCAAUGAGAAUAAUGAAAAUGAAACUAGAGUGCAAACUAAGAAUGUAGUUAUGUGCAAUCCUAUCUUAAUUGCAUCGCCAUCGAGAGGCACUUGAACAAGCUUAUGAAAGCGCAAAAAUUGGUAACGUCAUCGUUCAGGAUCAAAUUCAUCUAUGCGAAUACAUUUCUAAAAGAGUUGACUUUGAAUCAAUGAGGAAUAUGAACAAGCACCAAACUGUAAACGCUAUAAAUUUGACUGAGGAUAGCUAAAAUGGAUUAGAUAACGAAUCAAGUUUUUCAUAAGAAGAUGGUUUAAAUAUUGUUAACUAGUCUGUAGAUUCAAUCACACAGUAUUAAUCUCCUUAGGCUUUUCAAAAUAACCUAGAAGACUCUAUAUCUUUGAUAGAGAGAUCUGCCAAAAAGCUUUUGCCAAUAUAUAAGGAACUUCACAAAAGAUUAGUGCAAAUUAGAAAAUCCGCAACUGUCGAGCAAAAAUCAAAUAAAAAUGAUUUUGAAACAGAUAGAAUGGAAUCUGAUGACUUGACUGAUAUUGAUCUUUUAAAUGAUAACUCAAACAAUAAGAGAGGUCUUAGAAACAAAUCUCUUGGAAGAAUAACUGAAUUAAAAAAGAGAGAUCCUUCAAACGAGAAAAAACUUGGAGACAACCUCCUUGAUAUGAGACAUAUGCUUGGAUUUUUAAAUCAAUCUGAAUGGGUUACAUCAUUAAACAUAGGAAAUAUAAUGCAAAUCAGUCCAAUAUAGCAUGAAGAUUUGAUUGCUCACAGGAGAAAUGAAUAAGAAAUAUCAAGAGAUGCUUUCCUUGAGAGUGUAGGUAUUUUGCAAUAAUAAUUAUUUGAGGAAAUCAGUUAGAUAAACAAUUUCGAUUCAGCUUUUAAAACAAAAGAGUCAGAAUACUGGCAUGCAAAAUCAUUAGAAGUGGCUUGCACUUUCUUACCAAGUGAUUGCCCACUACUAAAUCAUGUUUUGCUAAGUUAUUAGAAGCAUCAUGCACCAUCUUCAACUGCUAUUCCUGAAAACUAGACAACAGAAGAAAUUCUUGAAAUUAUGAAGCCUCUAUUAGGAAUCGAAAAUAACAAAUUCCAACCUAUUAUUAGAAGAAUUUAAAACAUAAAAAUUGAGUUGUCGCCAGUUGCAAUUAAAAGCGCUAAAUCUACUGUUAAGAAGUUGCUAAGAAAAAUACAGCCACAGACCAUACCUUCAUUGAAUAAUCUUACACCAUUGGAUACAACAAAUGCCUAAAUAAGCACAGCAGUCAAGACACCAUAGAAUAUUAACCAGCUGCACAAAGAAAAGAUAGUGAAGAUUAUGAAAUUCGAAAAAGUAAUGAAGAAGUUUUGCAAAAACGUCGGAGUGGACAAAUUGACUCUGCUGACGAUGUUGGUAGGAAAGAGUAAUAUUGAAGAGUUUAUGAAUAAGAAUGAACUUUCUUCUCGCAAAGACUCACUCAAUUAGUCGAGAGAGAAUCUGAUUACGAAGGACUCAAUUUAAAUGAAUACAGGAUAAGCUGCUCAAUUGGCCUACAAUAACAUGAUUUCAGGAAUUGAUCCUGAUUAACCACAAGGUCAAAACUAUGUGAGAGUUAGAAAUUAAGUUUUCAAAUCGAGAAAUGGCAAUUAUUCAUUCAGUGAGAAUCGAGAAAAUGUAACUGCUCCUAUAUACGCAUAGUAGAAUAAUCUAUUAGAGAAUUUGACAAGGGGCUCUGUAAGUGAUGUCUUAAAUAAAAAUUACGAGUCAGAGAACAGCAUAUUCCAUGAGUUAAAGAAUAAUCUAAAUGAGAACUCUUUCAACGAGCAGAUUCUUGAGAAGAACAGAAUAAAUAUGAAUAGCAGAGAAGCUGCAAACUCAUCUAUAGUCGGAACUAUUCUGAGCAAAAGAUAAAAUUCUAAUGAGAAGCUAACACCAUUAAGACCGAGAUCAAGUAAAGGCAAUAGAUAGAUCUCUAAUAAUGGGUAGAUGUAAUUUCUAGGGAGUCAUUAGUAGAUUAUUUAAAAUUCAAAGUUUGGCAUGAAUAAAAGUGAGGAAAGGACCAAGAGUCAGCAAUAAUCGCGAACUCUUAAUAGCGGUUCGAAGUAGAAAUCAUCGAAUAAUGAAACUUUCUCAAAAAUGCUUCAGCAAAACUUGCUCAUGAAUUAACAGUAAUAGUAGCAGCUUCUAUAAGCUCACUAAUCCCUUAAAAUGCAAAAGAAGAGCUUCAACAAUAAUAACGGGCAGAAUAAUGAGAAUAAUUCUAGUAGUAACCCUUUAAUAGUUUAGGAAACAAAAAAGAACAAGAUAAACUACGAUGAUCUUAAGAAGUAUCUUAUUAAGGAGUAUUAAUCUUAAAAGCAGCAAAAUAAGCUUUCCAAUUUAUAUCUGAAACAAGAUGAUAUUACCAUGCUUCAGAGUAAAUCUAAGACUAAAUAAGGAAACAAUGGAGGAAGAAGCGGCAAGAAUUUAGGUUAAUAACAACAAUAGAUUUAGCUAAGUGCAUAAAACAUUGUAAAUUAGUAAAAACAAUAAUAGUAACAGAUUUACAUGACUUAGCAAAGACCUAUUUCGGUAGGAGCAGUUGGAAACAUUAAAAAGAGAGAUAAAAAUAAAGCACUUAUGCAGGAAUUAUUGAAUGGUGGAGGUAAUAAGAAUAAAUUAUUAGCAGGGGCCCCUCUUGUUGGAUUUUUGGGAAAUCACAAUCUCUCUGUGAAUAUUACUAAUAUUGCAGGGAACGUUAAUGGUCUCAGAUAACAGUAGUUCUUUGAUGAUGAUAUGAAAUAAAUUAAUAACAAUAAUGCAAAUAGCGGCUUUAUUAGAGCUGUUGGUGGAGCAGGAAGCCUGGUGGGUAUUGAGAACUUGUUGCCGAACCAUAAACUAGGAUAAUUCAUGAGUUUUGACGGCAGAAGAAAGUCACAGCCUCAAUGA
Stylonychia lemnae is the source of this 3339-nucleotide messenger RNA. NCBI's taxonomy places the organism in Eukaryota, Ciliophora, Spirotrichea, Sporadotrichida, Oxytrichidae. The record is from the annotation of a GenBank genome assembly.